This is a messenger RNA of Oncorhynchus gorbuscha (pink salmon), 1113 nucleotides long. RefSeq names its product collagen alpha-1(II) chain-like. NCBI's taxonomy places the organism in Eukaryota, Metazoa, Chordata, Actinopteri, Salmoniformes, Salmonidae. The record is from RefSeq and is a predicted model, not a curated record. The coding region runs from base 1 to 1113 and encodes 370 amino acids. The transcript has 13 exons.
AUGGCCUCGAACUGUUGGGGACAUAGGAGCUGCAGGCCUGCAGGGGAUGCCCGGGAGAGGGGUAUCCCUGGUUCUCCUGGUCCUAAAGGAGAUGUGGGUUCAGUUGGUGAGAAAGGAACCGAGGGUACUGCUGGAAAUGACGGGCCCGGGGGACUUCCUGGUCCAGUUGGACCAACAGGAGGCAUUGGGCUCAAUGGUGAUAAGGGAGAGUCCGGCCCUAAAGGGCCUCCUGGACGUCGAGGAGCGAGAGCAGUGGCCGGAGCUUCUGGGGAGCCUGGUCCAACCGGUGCAGUAGGAUUCCCUGGGUCUCCUGGUCCCGAUGGGCAACCCGGGGUCAAAGGUGAACCAGGAGAGAGGGGUCAGAAGGGUGAGGCUGGAGCACAGGGACUCCAGGGAACAGCUGGUAAACUUGGUUCCCAGGGUCCUGAUGGUGUGACUGGACUAAAGGGGGCCAGAGGAACACAAGGGGCCACGGAUGGGUCUGGUUUCCCAGGAUUCCCUGGGGGAGUUGGUCCAGCAGGCUCCGUUGGUGAGGUAGGGGUGCCUAGAGAAAUUGGUACCCCAGGGAAGGCAGGUACUCCGGGACUUAGAGGCGAGAAUGGAGGCCCUGGGCGUGUAGGAGAGAGGGGGGCCCCGGGCCCAGCAGGUGCCCCAGGAGACAAGGGAGAGCCUGGAGAGGAUGGACCAGGGGGCCCUGAUGGGCCGGCGGGACCACCAGGUAUCUCAGGACAGCGAGGUGUUGUGGGCAUACCUGGAGUCAGAGGAGAGAGCGGGAUGUUUGGGCCCCCCGGUACUGCUGGUGCACCCGGAAAAUCAGGUGCCCCCGGAACUCGGGGAGGCAAGGGUGCUGUCGGUGCAGUCGGGUUACCAGGGACAACCGGACCAAGAGGGGACCUUGGUCUUACGGGGAAUGCUGGGUCUGAUGGGGUACCUGGCAAGGAUGGACUUAUAGGAGCCAGGGGAGAUAGAGGGAAUCCUGGUGCUGAGGGUCUUGCUGGAACUCCUGGGCUUCAUGGCUCUGUUGGUCCAGUCGGCACCUCUGGAGUCCCUGGGAAGAGAGGAGACAAUGUGAGUAAUCUGGACUUUGCCACACCAACGUUCAGAGCCUUCUAG